Molecule: messenger RNA, 1631 nt
Organism: Bubalus bubalis (water buffalo)
Lineage: Eukaryota; Metazoa; Chordata; Mammalia; Artiodactyla; Bovidae
Gene: STK16
Product: serine/threonine kinase 16
Exons: 7
Coding region: 405-1280 (291 amino acids)
Biological process (GO): protein phosphorylation
Cellular component (GO): cytoplasm; Golgi apparatus
Molecular function (GO): protein serine/threonine kinase activity; ATP binding
Source: RefSeq, a predicted model, not a curated record
GAAGUGGCCUAGGAGUCGCCGCGGGGCCUGGGCCUUUUUAAGGCACCUGACUCCAGCCUUCUUGGAGCUGGCGUUGUCAGGGCUUAUUUUCUCUAGGUUCGGAGACCUGGGCCUGAGCGCUCCACGUUGGCCCUUUAGGGGGUCUUCUGGAUUGUGCCCCGCGCACGACCUGCCAUUCUUUUCCUUCCAGCAUGAUCUGCUGGAGCCCCAGCAACUUGCCUGAAAGAGACCACUCGACCUGGACGAACCCUUUGGCAGCUUCAGACCGUCCUUGAGUAGGAUGACUGAGACACUAUGGGCCACGCGCUUUGCAUCUGCUCUCGGGGAACUGUCAGCAUUGACCAUAAGCGCUAUCUCUUCAUCCAUAAACUGGGGGAGGGGGAAUUCCUCUGGAUCCCAGCAGUAUGGGAGAUGACCUUGGUCCUUCACUGACCCCUUUGGCCCACAGUGGGUUCAGCUUUGUGGACCUAGUGGAGGGGUUACAUGAUGGACAGUUCUACGCCCUGAAGCGAAUCCUGUGUCAUGAGCAGCAGGACCAGGAGGAGGCCCAACGAGAAGCAGACAUGCAUCGCCUCUUCCAUCACCCCAACAUCCUUCGCCUCGUGGCUUAUUGUCUGAGAGAGCGAGGCACUAAACAUGAGGCCUGGCUGCUGCUACCCUUCUUCAAGAGAGGUACGCUGUGGAAUGAGAUAGAAAAGCUGAAGGACAAAGGCAACUUCUUGACUGAAGAGCAAAUCAUUUGGCUGCUGCUGGGUAUCUGCAGAGGCCUUGAGGCUAUUCACGCCAAGGGUUACGCCCACAGGGACCUGAAACCCACCAAUAUCUUGCUUGGCGAUGAGGGGCAGCCGGUUCUAAUGGACUUGGGGUCCAUGAAUCAAGCAUGCAUCCACGUGGAGGGCUCCCGCCAGGCUCUGGCCCUCCAGGACUGGGCAGCCCAGCGGUGCACCAUCUCCUACCGGGCCCCGGAGCUCUUUUCCGUGCAAAGCCACUGUGUCAUCGAUGAGCGGACUGAUGUCUGGUCCCUAGGUUGUGUGCUAUAUGCCAUGAUGUUUGGGGAAGGCCCUUACGACAUGGUGUUCCAGAAGGGUGACAGCGUGGCCCUUGCAGUGCAGAACCAACUUAGCAUCCCGCAGAGCCCCAGGCAUUCUUCAGCCUUGCGGCAGCUGCUGACCUCAAUGAUGACUGUGGACCCCCAGCAGCGCCCUCACAUUCCUCUGCUCCUGAGUCAGUUGGAGGUGCUGCAGCCCCCGGCUUGGGACGAGCACACUACCCACAUCUGAACAAACCUGUGGCCACGUUGAGAAGGUGGCCCCUGUGCCUUGGCAAGGAGCCGCCCGCCCUCAGUAGAAUCUCCAUGCAUUCAGUCCAGGACCGUGCCCUUGUCACUGGGGGCAGCUGGGGGCUGGGACAGUUUGCUCAGUCUUCUGUCUCUGAUUCUGUUGUCUCACCUCCAAGAGCAGUAACUGGACUGGAGGCCUGCCUGGGUCACGGUGGGGGAUGGGGAGAGGGGAACUGAUAGAAUAUAGUCAAGGCUCUGAGCAGGACUGCUGAGCAUACAUCAUGAUCUGCUUCCAAAUCUGGGGGCAGGAGAAUGUAUAAAACAAGAAUAAAGUGAAAGCAGCUUGGUGUGA